Closterium sp. NIES-65 is the source of this 2349-nucleotide messenger RNA. The record is from the annotation of a GenBank genome assembly. NCBI's taxonomy places the organism in Eukaryota, Viridiplantae, Streptophyta, Zygnematophyceae, Desmidiales, Closteriaceae.
AUGUCGCGCCGCGUGGUCGCGGCUUCCGCCAGCGGCGACAGCCGGAGUCGAAGCCCGAGCGCUCGCAGCAGCGCUCAAGGCGUACAGAGUGCGCAGGGCGCGCAAAGCGCUCAGAGCGGUCCCCCUGCCGCGGGAACUCCGCUGCUCGGCGGCCUGGGGCGGAACGGCGAGCGCGCGGAGGUUUAUCCGCGUGCGGCUUUUGUGGGCGAGUGUGCGGAACGGCAAGUUCCGCCAGAGCAGACGGAGAUGGAAGAGGUGCUUGGCGCGUCUGGUGCGGGGGGCGGCGGGCGGAACGGCGGAACUCCCUCCCAGACGCUUGCGCGGAUCACGGCGCUGUACGGGGCGAGGCAGCUUGCGACGGACGCGCCGCGGCUGCUACAAUCAACGUCUGCUCACGGAGACGAAAUCGCGACGGCAGCAGCUGCGGAGGAGGCGGAAGUCCACGGACGGUUCGGCGAGGAGGGCGCGGAGGGCGCGGAAAGCGGAACGUACGAGGGCCUGCUGGAAGCGGUGAUUCGCGCGCGACCGGCGCCGGCGGAAGCGCAGGAAGGAGGCGGAAGCGGUGCUACUUGUACGCGCGGCGGAGCGGCGGAGAAGGGAGGGAUUAGGUUGGCGGAGAUCGCGCCGUGGGGAAACUCCGCGUCGACGGAAGCAUCUUUAGCGGAGCUUGAGGCGUCAAUAUCCGCGCUACAAGCAUCCCUGCUACUACAGCAACAGCAACACCAGCCGCAGCGGAAGGAACAACCGGCGCAGCCGCAGCAAGAGGGACAAAAGCGGGAGGACGGGGCGAGCGGAGAAUGGUAUUCCGCGCAAGUUGACAGCAAGGGGAACGACAGGGCGGAACAAUUCGGCGAAACCCUAGACUCGGAGAUGAAAACCUCGCUUGUCGGGGGAUCCAAUUCGCAAAACGGAAAGUCCCGUUUGAGUUCCCAGUUCCCAGUUCCCAACUCGCAAUCAGAAGGCGGAAAUUUCGACCCCCAGUUCGAAUCAGUCACCUUGAGAACAUUCGCCGCCUGGUCGGACGUGCAAUGCGGCGCUUUCGCCGGCGGCGGCGCGCGCGGAAAUGCGGCGGCGGAAACUGCGCAACCCGCGGAAACGGCAGUCGCUGCGCGGCCGCUGCGGCUGCUCUCCGCGGUGGACCCGAAUCAAGAGGCAAUGGUCGCGCUCGCCGCUUCCGCGCCCCCCCCAGUCGAUGACAAUGUGCGCGGAGAUGUGGCGGAAGCCGCGCGUCCUUUCCGCAGCCGCCUGCUCUCCGCGGUGGACCCGAAUCAAGAGGCAAUGGUCGCGCUCGCCGCUUCCGCAUCCCCCCCUGGCGCGCCCCUCGCCAUUCCGCUGCUGCAGCCCAACCCCUUCCCCGCGAGCUUCGGCGCCGCCAGCGCCGCGCUGCGCGCGCGGAAAAGCGGCAGCGAAUCCGCGGCGCGCGCGGCUGCUGACACCUCCGCGGCGGCGGAUCCGCACAGUCGGAGCUUCGCCCGCGCCCACAGGAGUGGCGGCGGCGCCCGCAGCAGCGGCGGCGGGAGCGGCGGCGGCAGCAGCGGGACGAGCGGCGGCGGAGGGGGGCGAGCAUUCAUUAUUCCCGCGAGCCUAUCAACCACCUUCUCCCCCUCCUUCUCCUCCCCCUCCGUUGCAGCCUCGUCGCUCUCCCCGUUGUCCACUGCAGUUCUCGGUGCUCUUCCCGCCCUCCAACCCUCCAAUCAGAGUCCUGGAUGUACCAGCACCGCUCUUCCCUCUCCACACCUGCUCCCAACGUUCACGUUGCAGCGCCCAAGCCGCCCUUCCGCCCAAGUGCAACGUUCAGAAGAAUGCACGGUGUGUGGGGCACAAGGGGUUGAUGUGAAGGUGGCAAUGGGGACAAUGGGACUUGCCUGCCUCACCUGCCUGGCAUUCACCAAACCUGCCUUUGCCGAGCCUGACUCAGCCGAGGGGGUCCCCGCCGAGGCUGUCUUUGCCGGGGCUAUCUCUGCCGCGGCUAUCACGGACCCCAACCUCACAGAGUAUGUUGCAAGCUUGAGGGCUGGGGUAGACGCUGCCGCCGCAGCCAGCACCGCUGCUGCCGCCGCCGCCGCUGCUUUCACUACUGCUGGGGGCACCUCUGCUGCAUCACUUGAGGGGUUCGUUGCCCCAACUGUACCGGCUGCUGCUGGUCCUCUCACAUCCCCUAUGACCGCACCUCUCUCUACUCCUUCAAACCCCCUUCAACUCCCCAGCUCUGCUGGCUUUCGCGCCACUUCCCAGGCUGACAGGAUCCUGGCAGUUGCAGACUUGGGCCAAACCUCGGAAUCUGCGUUGGUGCUGGUCCCAGGUCUGGCAGCCUCUAGUGGUUCACUUUCGGACUCGGAAAAGCUGUGA